AUGAGCGCCUCAUCGAGGGCGGCUCGCCUGGCGACCCGCGGCAAUCUAGGGGUUGCUUCGCGCCAAAUGUCUCGCAGUAUUCAGCCAGCUCUCCUCUCCCGACACAUUCUGCGCCAGUCGCAAAUCCCCGCGCUCGCGCUGCUCGUUCCUGCUCGCCAUCUUGGUACCGAACACCACCGAUCCGACAAUUCGACCGGCCCACCUCCUGGCUUCAAUGCCGAGCAAGCCAAGAAGCCACUCGCCAAAGAUGCAAGCUCAUCCACAAAGCCUGAUGCGAAGAACGCGGCUGCGUCCGAUGGCUCUCUGUCCAAAGACGAAGCCAAAAUGGAGGAGCUGAUGGCCAGGUCCGACGAACAUGCCCAUCAGAAAGAGGUUCUCAAGAAGGAAAAGGAAGAAAAGAAGCUCACUCUCUGGCAAAAGGUCAAGAAAGAAGCCCGCCAUUACUGGGAUGGCAGUAAGCUGCUGGCAGCUGAAAUCAAGAUUAGCUGGAGACUGGCUCUCAAGAUGGCCGCCGGCUAUGAGCUGACCCGCAGAGAACACAGACAACUUCAGCGAACUGUCAAGGAUCUGGGUCGUCUCGUCCCCUUUUCCGUCUUUAUUAUUGUGCCGCUGGGCGAAGCCCUUCUCCCGCUCGCGCUCAAGCUGUUCCCCAACAUGCUGCCCAGCACCUUUGAGGGACAAAAGUCCAAGGAGGCCAAGGCCACCGUCCUCCGAGGCACAAGAAAAGAAGUCAGCACCUUUCUGCGCCAGACACUAAAGGAGACUGGCUUGCCUCUCACUGCUGCUACGGCGCAAAAAGAGGAGUUUGCCAACUUCUUCCGCAAGGUCCGAUCCACUGGCGAGGCUCCCACCAACGAAGACGUCAUCAAGGUGUGCCAGGUUUUCCGUGACGACCUCACCCUCGACAACCUUUCGCGCCCCCAGCUCGUAUCCAUGUGCCGUUACAUGACGCUCAACACUUUCGGUACCGACAUGAUGCUUCGUUACCAGAUUCGCCACCGUAUGAAGCAGAUUAAGAGAGAUGACCGUGCCAUCAGCUUCGAGGGCGUUGACAGCUUGACUGUCGGCGAGCUGCAGAUGGCGUGUGCUGCUCGUGGUAUCCGUACCCACAGCGUCUCGCCUGCUCGUAUGCGCAGUGACAUGCAGACCUGGCUCGACCUUCGUCUCAAGGAGCGCGUCCCUUCCACUCUGCUUGUCCUGAGCAAUGCCUACAUGUACGGCCAGGGAUCCGGCGAGGGCGGCAGCCAGAUCGAGGCCCUCAUUGGUGUCCUCUCCUCCAUUCCUGAGGAGCUGUACCACGAGAUUGAACUCGAAGUGCACAAUGCCGAGGGCGCCGCCACCAACAAGCAGCGUCUCGAGGUUAUCCGCGAGCAGCAGGAUCUGAUUGAGGAUGAGAACGAGCAAAACGAGGAGAGCCAGAGCACCGGCAUGGCCACCCCUCGCGAUGUCGACGACAUUGACGAGAAGGAAGAGCGCGAGCAGACUGCCCAGGAGGCCGGCGCUGGCAAGAAGCAAGCUGGUGAGAUGGUCGAUGCUGAGCUAGACCAGGUCAAGGUUGCCCAAGAGGAAGUCAAGGCAGCUCCCCCCAGCGAACAAAAAUAA
Messenger RNA from Akanthomyces muscarius, 1602 nucleotides. RefSeq lists its product as uncharacterized. Bases 1 to 1602 code for a protein of 533 amino acids. The record is from RefSeq and is a predicted model, not a curated record. The transcript has 2 exons. Gene Ontology annotation, biological process: intracellular monoatomic cation homeostasis. Gene Ontology annotation, cellular component: mitochondrial inner membrane. Lineage: Eukaryota; Fungi; Ascomycota; Sordariomycetes; Hypocreales; Cordycipitaceae. Gene Ontology annotation, molecular function: ribosome binding.